GGCCUCGUUUCCUGUUGACCCCAGGUAAUGAAUAAUAAUUAAGAAGGGUCUAUAACUUCGUCUCCGCUGUCAAUAACCUGAACCCUUGGGCAUUUUCCGCAAACGCACUAUGAACAUGCCAAAUUUAACGUCAAAAUUCGGCCAUUGCACUCACACUGAUCGCUACUGCCAUCUAGCGUUGAUGGCGACUAUUUCGCACCCACACCUGGUUCUCCUUUCCUUAAUAACAUCGCUCAGAGUAGCGUUUUACACCCCCAUAUCGUGCCUUGCUUUUGUGUACUUCUGCCUUUCAUCUUCUAGUUACAUAUUACGCCAGACUUGUAGGAUCGAUUGCUUCAUAGCUCUGUCGAAAGCCAUGCACCGGUGUCUAUCGUGCAUCAUAGUCGUGUCAUGGCGGCAGCAGAGCUAGCAGCUGUAGCAGAUGAGGUGCUUCAAUUCCUCGUACCCACAGCGAGGGUUGAUGUAAAGGUCACUGCACUGCAGUACUUCCUCGGACUAACUGGAACUCCUGAAGGCAGGAUCUUCAUGAGAAGCAGUGAGAAGAUCCUCAUUGCUCUUUUUGACCUGACCAGUGAUCCGCUACCCGUUAUCACAAAGGAUGCUCUUUUGGCAUUUCUUAACCUGUCUGCGGAAGAAGAGUGCUCCUGGAAAAUACUGAACAUUGAAGAGAGAAAUAUCUUGCCUGCCUGGCUCAAAUAUGUUGCAGACAAGGACAGUUCACAUGUCGACUUGGUGUGCAUGAUACUGUCAAACGUCACUCGAUCAGAGCGGUGCUGUGUGAAGGCGUUAGAGGCGAUUAAAAAAUCUGUGGUGACGAUUGACAUGCUUGUGGACAUCUUCUGUCAUGUGGGUUACAAUGCAAGUGGCAACAUGCAUUAUCUUGGUCCAGUGUUCUCUAACCUGACUCAGCUUGUAGAAGUUCGACAAUACAUCUUGAAAAGUGAUAAGGAGAGGUGUAUUAUUCAAAGGCUUCUAGCAUUCACUUCAUUCAUGGAAUCGAAUGUAAGAAGAGGUGGUGUUAUUGGUGCAAUUAGAAACUGCUGUUUUGAAUCAGACUAUCAGCGAUUGGCUUCUCGAAAGGAAGUUGAUAUUUUGCCGCCAACUACUGCUGCCUCUGGCUGGACCG
Messenger RNA from Priapulus caudatus, 1126 nucleotides. RefSeq names its product protein HGH1 homolog. The annotation marks the transcript as partial. Lineage: Eukaryota; Metazoa; Priapulida; Priapulimorpha; Priapulimorphida; Priapulidae. The transcript is spliced from 4 exons. The record is from RefSeq and is a predicted model, not a curated record.